Messenger RNA from Ceratotherium simum simum (southern white rhinoceros), 1606 nucleotides. NCBI's taxonomy places the organism in Eukaryota, Metazoa, Chordata, Mammalia, Perissodactyla, Rhinocerotidae. The record is from RefSeq and is a predicted model, not a curated record.
AUGGACUGCGUAUUCGCCCUGGAAGCCUUAGAAAGUCAUGAGUUUGGCCUUGAAAGAAUUUCGAGAGAUGCAACCAUCAACAUUUUUUUCAGAAUCCAAGUACUUCUUACUACCUCCUCUGCCACCAUCUUGGUCCAAGUCGCCAUCAUCUCUCACCUGGAUUAUUGCAAUAGCCUCCCGGCUGGUUGUCCUGCCUCUACCGUUGCCUUCCUACAGUCUGUAACCAAGAACAGCCAGCGUGAUCCUGUUAAAAUGUCAGAUCUUGUCUUCUGGUCAAAACCCUCCAGUGGCUUCCCAUCUCACUCAACUGAGGAUCAUUUAAUUAUAAAGCAGAAAACUCUUGAAGUAGGGAUACGACUACAUGAAGGAGAUGAAUGUGAACAAAACAAAUGUGAGGGAGCCUAUGAAUACGGACGAAACUUCAGUAAUAUCGCAAACCUUAUCCAACAGCCACAAACUCUUAUUGAAGAGAAAUCUCCAAUGUGUAACAUAUGUGGAAAAUUAUUCAAGCGGAACUCUUACCUUACUCAGCAUGAAAAAAUCCACACACAAGAGAAACCUUAUGAGUGUCAUGAAUGUGGAAAAGCCUUUGGACAUAGUUCAAACCUUAUGCAGCAUCAAAGAAUACAUACUGAAGAGAAACCCUAUGAAUGUAGUGAGUGUAGGAAGACCUUCCGGCACAGCUCACACCUCAUCCAGCAUCAGAUAAUUCAUACAGGAGAGAUGCCUUAUAAGUGUAAUGAAUGUGGAAAAGCUUUUGGUGGGAGCUCAAGUCUUAUUCGACAUCAGAGAAUCCACACUCAGGAAAAACCCUGUGAAUGUACUGCAUGUGGGAAGGCCUUCAGCCAGAGCUAGAAUCUAAUAGAUCAUCAGCGAGUUCACACCAAAGAGAGACCAUAUGAAUGCAAUGACUGUGGGAAAACUUACAGUCGUAACUCGCACCUUAUUGAGCAUCAGAGAGUCCAUACAGGGGAGGCUCCUUAUGACUGUAAUGAGUGUGGGAAAUCUUUUAGUAGGAGUUCAUUCCUUAUUAAACAUCAUAGAAUUCACACUGGAGAGAGACCCUAUGAAUGUAGUGAAUGUGGGAAGGCCUUUAGUCGGAACUCCCACCUUAUUCAGCAUCAGAAAACUCACAGUGGAGUCAAACCCUCUGAACGUAAAGAAUGUGGGAAAACCUUCAAGUAUAGUUCAUCCCUUAUUAAUCAUCGGGGAAUCCAUAUAAGGGAGAAGCCAUGAAUGAAAUGAAGGUGGUAAAGCCUUUGGUCAGACCUCAGCUCUUCCUGAACACCAGAGAACUUGCGCUGGGGAGAAACCCUUUGGGUAUAGUAAGUGUGGAUGGCCGUCAUUCCUAGUUCAACUCUUAUUAAGACCUGAAAGUCCACAUGGUGGACAAAUCUCAUGGCUGUGUUCAGUGUAUGAAAACCUUUAGACAGAGUUCCUGCCUUAUUCAACAUCAGCAGGUUCACUUUGGGGGAAUGAUAGCUACGGGGAAGGCCUCGCUGUGUGUCAGAGAGUCUACACGAAAGGGGCAUGAUGCAGCACUGCAGAGGUGAUGACUGAAGUGGCACCUUUAGCACUUCUUUCAUUUGAUACUGAGGAUCUACAU